This is a messenger RNA of Cyclocybe aegerita, 2817 nucleotides long. The record is from the annotation of a GenBank genome assembly. Lineage: Eukaryota; Fungi; Basidiomycota; Agaricomycetes; Agaricales; Hemipholiotaceae.
AUGGAUUCAUCUACUUCAUCCGACGCUGUGUUGCCUCGCCGCAAUUCAGCCAAAACAGCGUCUGCAGCUAUUACGAACCAACUGGAUUCGGCGAGCGAGGAUUCAGGCGCAGAGCCCGUGGUGGCAUCCGCACAGAAUGGGCGUGCCAACGUGAAACGCACGUACGGAAGGAAGGGGGGAAGACGGGAACGUGCAGCCUCGGUCAAGGAGGACGUGCUGAAACCGAAAUCCAAUCUGAAGAAACCCAAGAACAGGUCACCUUCAUUGCCACCAUCCGUCCCCCAAACACGUGCAGCUACCACAGUAGAGCUUCCAACAGCUCCAUUAUCCUCUAAGGAACCUUCAAAGUCCAGGUCUAGCGUCAAGAAGACUCGGGCUAGGUCACCGUCUCUUCCGCUCUUCGUCCCUCCGACGCGAACACCUACUCAAGAGCCAGUAGCUUCCACCUCGUCCCAUAAACUACCCGAACCUAAAGCAGGAAACAAGAACGCUAAGGCAGGGUCUCAAUCUCGUUCAAUCCCACCUCCACGCCCACGAUCCACUGCUACCCCCCCAGUCCACCAGAUUCAUGAACCCUCACGGUCAACAACACACCCUCAACCCAUUUCUCGGAAGAUACCCAUAUCAAAGAAGGCUGGAAUCCCACAUAUGUCCACACCUGCGCCGGAGUUAGAUGAUGACGAGCUGUCGGAACUGACUUCCCUCUCGUCUCACGAAUCUGCACGUGCAACGAGCCCGGAUAUUAUUAUCAUCGACCAGGACGAACAACACUCCUUUCCCUCGCAUUCUGCCUCUCGGCCAGCGCACGUUGGUUCAUCUUCUGAGCAGAGCCGACGUAAGGAUUCCUCAUGGUCGUUGGAGAAUUUGGACGGUUACGUGUGGGUUCUCAUCGAACCUACGAAUGCCCAAGUGUACAAUCCGGACGGGGGAAAAGAUGACGACACGGAGAGGCUAUGGUGGCCGGGUAAGAUUAAGAGCCCUCGCGUCACAGACGUUCCUCUCAAGAUCAAACUUUUCGGGACUGGAAUGAAGACUGUGGAACUUCGAAGGCCCUGCCAGCAGAAUAUUCUUAGCAAGCUCGACUCUCUCAGCAGGUGGAGGUUCAGAACUCCUGCUUUCGUAUCGCCCUCUUCAUUGCAGGAUGGCAUUGCAUCUCUCAAGAAGAAGCCGAAGCUUGAUAGAGGGGAUAUCGAGCGGAAAUGGAACGUUGCCGUCAAUGAGAUGAAAAUGGCGUGCGAUGAGGAUGAGGGCAGUGACUACUUUCCGGACGUCGGGGAAUUUCUGAGCGGGCCUUUGGCAUCGUCACACACGACGGUCGCCCUUUCCCCUCAACCAACUUUUAACGCCGUCAUGAAAGGAAAGCGAAAACGUGACAGCGUGUCCGACCGUGAUGUUGAUGACGAUAUGGUAAUUCGUGAAGACGACUUAUGGGAGCCGCCUCCGCCCGAGUUUGGCCUUGAAAUUCCUGGGGAGCUAGUACUUGCUCGAGAUCAACCAGCGGCAACUGUUGAUUACUGGCCCGCAAUGAUUACGGCGUACGUACCCCCGACAACGCGAAAACAACAAGGAAAAUAUCACGUCACAUGGUUAGAUACUACCACAGGUGACAUUCCUCGUGCUUGGUUCUACACCACUGAGCAGGACGAAUUCGCGACUUGUAAGCUUGGACAGUUCGUCAGCCAUUUUCAAGAGGUCCAGAACGAUGAUGAAGACGAACAAGACGACCUGCGCCAUCUGACACGACGAUCUCCCAGCCCCAUUCCUCUUGAACCCCCACCGUCCCUCCAAGAAUUCAUUAAACUCCCAAUUCGCGCACAGUUUGUCUACACAAGACCUGUACUCCAAGCCAUCCUGAAUAAGGAGUACCAACCAGUGGUCAACAAGCAUGAUAUGUUCAUGAGAGGAGGUAAGGAACGACAGAACGUGCUAGAGGCUGCGGCUUUGAGAGGGAAGAUGGACCCGAAGGACGUUGAAUACCUUCAAGAAUAUGUUAGGGAAUGGUGUCUACGCGAACACGAUGCGGGUCGUCCCCCUACCGCUAUAGCUGACUUGGUCUCUACUGGUAAUACUGCUGCGCUGACGGUGACUGAGGACAACACAAUGACUGUGGUGCAAGACGCCCAGGCGACGGGCAUAGACCUCAAUGCUCUGCCUGCAAACGAUGAUAUGCAAUCUGACGCAGGAGCAAGUCGGGUUACGUCACCCCCUACCACGGAACCCCUGCCCUCCUCUCCGCCUGAGAUGCCCCCAAGCUCUUAUCCGUCGACUUCAUCGAGACUUGAGCCCGAGGAUUCUUUUGACGUUCCGGUUCAUGUUCAUUCCUUGGUCCCCGAUUCUUCUCAGGCAAGCAUUUGUUCUGAAGGAGCUUCUGUAGCUGCAACGGAGCCUCUCACGACAACCGAUGCCCUAACGGACCGUAUGUCCGAUUUCACCAGCGUUGCUCAAGAACGCGAGGAUGUUGAGAUUGUGGAAUCACCUAGACGGCGAUGGUGCAACGACUUUGAGUCCCUCGACCCCAAACUUAAAGUCGAAUAUUGCCUCAACAUUCUUGGACCCGAAAGCAUCCGGCAGAUCCUGUUAUGGAGAACGGGUGCUCGAACCUCGUUCGAAUUGCUCUCUGUGGAGGAAGAACAAGAACUGUACAACAAGGGAGAGACUUUGCUCCAGGAACGCGAUUGGGUGUUUGACAUCAUGCGCGUGAGGGAACGAUUAGGGAAGAACCUCGCGCAGAAGACUGUGGAAGGUACAGGGCGCAGGCGAACUGGGGGUUCUUCACGACCGAGAAGGACUACCGCAGCCGUGAAUUACCAAGAGUAG